AUGAAGAAAGAGAAGAAAACGUGUGUUUUCACGUUUGUCCUCCUUCUGCAUUUCAGCUCGGCAAGGCAAUCAGACUAUGCGCCGUAUUUCUACGACAACGGUCCCAGCAGUACUAAUGGGAACAUGGAUUUGUUCAGUGUCUCUGAGGACACGCCAGUUGGAAUGCAGAUAUACAUCCUCAAUGGCACCGAUCCCGAGGGAGAUCCAAUACGAUACGGUCUAACAUUCCAAAUAGGCUCCAAAGAGUAUUUUAGGGUUGAUCCUAAGUCAGGGAACGUAACCCUCAUUUUGGAACUGGACCGAGAGAAACAAGAUGAGAUUUUGGCCUUUGUCAGCAUUACAGAUGGGAGGAAUAAAGUGGUGGAAAAUGUGAGAGUGUUUGUCACUGACGCCAAUGACGAACCUCCUGAAUUUCAAAACCUGCCUUUUAUCGUCGAUAUUCCUGAGGAUGUCGCGGCAGGCAGCAGCAUCUACAGAGUCCAUGCCCGGGAUAAAGAUAUGGGCUCUGGAGGCAGCAUCUCCUAUUCCCUUCAGCCGACACCGUUUGCCAAAUUCACCAUCGACGCCCACAGCGGUAUUCUAAGGGUGAAACCGGGCCAGUGGCUAGACUACGAGACCACGCCAACACACUUUGUGACAGUGGUCGCCAAGGACGGAGGAGGGAAAUACAAAGGCAAACACCAGGUUUUAACCUCAACAGCCACCAUAACAAUCAACGUCCUCGAUGCCCAAGACAUGCCGCCGUCCUUUGUAGGAACGCCUUACUUUGGCUACAUCUACGAAGUCUCUGUCCCUGGCUCAGAGAUAUUCACCGUGUAUGCCAGAGAUGGCGAUCAAGGAAAACCCAACCCUAUUUAUUAUUCCAUCAUCGACGGAAGUGAUGGCGUAUUUGACAUCAACAGCACUAGUGGAUGCAUCACUUUGACGACUCACCCAUCUUUGUUAAAAAAUGAACUCUACGAAAUUAAAGUCAAGGCAUCUGAGGUGGGAGACGACGAUUUACUGCUGGACUAUGACAUCGCCGUGGUGAUGGUGCGGGUAGUAGAUCUUAACAACCAUCCGCCCACCUUUUACGGCGAGAACGGUCUGCAAAGCAAAUUCGAGGUCACCAUGUAUGAGCACCCACCCUCUGGGGAAAUCCUGCGUGGAUUCAAGAUCACUGUCAACGAUUCGGAUCAAGGAGCAAACGCCAAGUUUAAACUCAGGCUAGUGGGACCGAGCAGAGUUCUUCGAGUGGUCCCGCAGACAGUCCUGAACGAAGCCCAGGUGACCAUCAUUGUGGAGGACACGUCUGGUAUCGACUACGAGAAGGGACCAACUCUCUCAUUUAAGCUAUUGGCGGUGGAGCUGGAUACUCCUGAGCGAUUCAGUGCGACAGCGGACAUCGUGAUCAAUCUCCUGGACACAAAUGACAACACUCCCAAAUUUACAGCGGAGUAUUACAUCGCCAGAGUUGCUGAAAACUCACCUGGUGGCACUAAUGUUUCUACUGUUACAGCAAACGAUCCUGAUUCAGGACCAUGGGGAGAAGUCAAAUACACCAUUUAUGGAUCAGGAUCGGAUCUCUUUUCCAUCCACCCAUCAACGGGGCAAAUCUCUACACAACCGUGGACUACGCUAGAUGCCGAGGUGCGCUCCAAGUUCAAUUUCUACGUGAAGGCAGAGGACUCAGAGGGAAAGUACAGCCUGGCUGAGGUCUUUGUAACUGUGCUCGACAUGAAUGACCACCCGCCCGAAUUCGGCGAUCCGCUCCUGGAGAAAACCAUGAUCAUUGGAUCGCCUGUCAAAGUGGAGGCAGUGGAUGAGGAUGCCGAGUCACCCAAUAACGUAGUGGAGUACUCCAUCAUGACAGCGGAUCCCGACAACGCAUUCGACAUUGACGCAGAGACGGGUGAGAUCCAGCUUAAACCGUACAUCAAGUCUAUGGAGAUCGUGCACAACAUCACCAUGCAGAAGGACUGCAAGUGGUCGCUGGUGGUACAGGCGCGGGACCGAGGCUCUCCAUCUUUUAGCACUACCGCCGUGGUCAACAUCGACAUUACCGAGGCAACUCCUCUCAAGGGUCCUAUGGCGGCCUUUUUAAUGAAAAGUAGGGACAACCCCAUGAAAGCUUUAGGCAUGCUAACGCUGAUCAUUAGCUUGUUGGUAGGAGCGACCGUGCUCAUCUCCACAGCUAUGUACAUGCGCAACGUCAAGUCGCAAAACAGAGUGAUACCGGCACGCCGCGUCAUCAGGAGGCGGCCCAGGCAACGGCAGUCCUGGACAUUCCACGUGCCGGCGCUAAAAUUCGCCAAUCCUGCCGAGAAGUUCCUCAUGGAGGAUCGAGAAGGUGGCCCCGAGCAGGAGGUUGGCACCCCGAGGAGGAGGCCUCCGCCACCACCCUGCGCCCCCUGUCUACCCCCACCCACGCUGACCACUAGCAGAGCCCCCGAGAGGCCGCGCGCCGUCCCGACUAUCUCUGGCACCUUGGCCUCCAAAGUCGCAAAGAAAGGGAAAUCGGCUCUGCGCAAGGAGGGCAACAUGAGCUCAGCUUUGGUUUCAGAGUUAAAAAUGAGGCUGGAACAGAAAAUUAUAGAAAACAACCAAGGUUACUAUUAA
Messenger RNA from Nerophis lumbriciformis (worm pipefish), 2598 nucleotides. The record is from RefSeq and is a predicted model, not a curated record. Lineage: Eukaryota; Metazoa; Chordata; Actinopteri; Syngnathiformes; Syngnathidae.